GCCCUCGUGGGUGGCCGUGGCCGCGGUGACGCCAGAAGGCCCGCGCUCCGAUUGGCGGAUUCAAUCGUCGCGGGCUACUUGAACAGCGAGAGCGAAGCGGGCCCAGCACGAACAGCUGCCGAGGGAGGGCUCUGCCUUGCCGCGCUGCCCGGCUUGCUUGUCCCGGUCCCGCAGUCGAGCGCCGCCCGCGACCAUGCUGCUGGGCUCCUCUACCGCCUCGGAUCGGGAGAACCAGGAGAAUGUGCCCCCGGGGGCGAAGGAGGCGCCCCAUCCUGCAGCCGCGCCGGGAGCCCGGGCAGCGCUGGGGCUGCUGCGGGUUAAUCAGCACCGGCCCGCCCAGCCGCAGGUUCCCCUUAGCCAAGUACCAUGGAGUACAAAUGAUGAAAACUACAUCAGUUUCCCUGUGGGCAAAAUGGAGAAUAAGCCACCUGCCUUCACCAUCCACAUGGAUGAGCCUGGUGACACAAGACAGAAGAAGCAUGUAUCCAAAAAGAGCUCAUCUAGCGAAGAGACAUUAGGCUUGAAGGCAGCAGUUUCUUCAAUGGGUACCAGAAAACCUCUGACCCCUAUAGACAAUCCAAUGGAUCUUAGUUCUGGGUCCCCAACUAUCAUGGAUAUGUCGAUAGUCCAAGAAGUAGAAAACAGAAUUAACGUCAACCAUGUACCAGACUACAUUGAAGACAUCUAUAAGUACCUUAGGGAAAUGGAGGUAAAAUGCAAGCCCAAAGUGGGUUACAUGAAGAGGCAACUGGAUAUUACAAACAAUAUGCGGGCUAUUCUUGUGGAUUGGCUAGUGGAAGUUGGUGAAGAAUACAAACUGCAAAACGAAACUCUGCACUUGGCUGUGAACUACAUCGAUAGGUUUCUCUCUUCAAUGUCUGUGCUAAGAGGGAAGCUUCAGCUUGUAGGAACAGCUGCCAUGCUGUUGGCAUCAAAGUUUGAAGAAAUCUACCCUCCAGAAGUAGCAGAAUUUGUUUACAUCACAGAUGACACUUACACAAAGAAACAAGUCCUCAGGAUGGAGCACUUAGUUCUGAAAGUCCUGUCAUUUGAUCUGGCAGCUCCAACUAUAAACCAGUUCCUUUCUCAGUACUUCCUGCAUCAACCAGCUAGUGUUCAAGUGCAGCAUCUAGCUAUGUACUUGGGAGAACUGAGUCUAAUUGACGCUGACCCAUACCUGAAAUACUUGCCAUCGGUAAUCGCUGCAGCAGCAUUUCAUAUAGCAAGCUACACAAUUUCUGGGAAAACAUGGACUGACUCUCUUGCAAAAGUGACAGGAUACACAAUUGAAAAUCUUACACCUUGUCUCAUGGACCUCCACAAGACCUACUACAGAGCAGCACAGCAUACACAACAGUCUAUACGGGAAAAAUACAAGGCCUUAAAGUACCAUGCAGUAUCGCUCAUCGACCCGCCAGAGAGGCUAAACUUAUAACAAUCAAGAAACGGAGACUUGACAUCUCAAGUGUAUAUUAACCAACAGUAAAUGUACAGUUUAAAAACUUAUUUUAGACUUCUAUCAUUCUGGUAUAUUACCAUAGAAAAUUAUGAUGUGUUCUAAUUUUUUAUAAGGUUUUAAUGUAAACUUUUGUACAUGCAAUCUUGUUCUAAGUAUGUGGUGGAGCUCUUUUAAAGUUGUUUAAACAGGCUUAAACCAUGCAGGUAAAUGACUCAAAUGUUGAUGUUCAUUUAUAAAUAAGAGCAGUGUAAAUGGGGAUUCUGACUCUAGAGGGCAAAUCAAGAUAGUUCAGUCGAGUCAAUGGCAUAAAGAAUCCUAAGGGUGCCCCAGACUCCAUGUAUAAUUAAGCUUACUGUACCACCUUUGGGAAAGUCAACUAGUGACUAAAACUCAAAAGGAAGCUAUUGUGAUGCUUCCUGUUUUCAACCAUGAUCUCCCAACUGGCUACCAGAAGCCUGGACCAGCUGUCAAGAAUAGUCCACUUAGUACAUGCCACUAAAGAAGCCAAUAAAAUACUGCAUUAAUCGUUCUUAUUUUAACCCAUUGUGUUGUGUCUGGAAUAUGAGGGAAACAGGUAAUCAUCUUGUAACAGGCCACAGGUAGCUAGUGUAUUCUGAAAAUUAUUUAGGCUUGUAGUUGCUGAGGUCAUGCACGAAGCCUGUCUAAUAAUGAGCAGACCUUGUUUCUGACCUGCAGUUACACCUGCUGUGUAUUAAAGUCAACAGUUAAUGAGGGGUAAUGUAGUACUGAGCUGAUGAGGGCAACCUUGAUUCCGUUACUGCAGAACACUAUUCUGCAUUCUCGCUGCAGAAGGUUGAGAUGCUUGGCAUGGUCAGCUCAAGUCUACUUCUGGUAUAGUUAGAGUACUGAAAAUGGGUUAAGGUAGUGAGUAUCCUAUAGGUACUAAAUCCUAGUUUGAGUGGUCAUCUGUAUUUAUAAUAGUGGCUAUUUUAUAACCAUAUUUAAGUAGGAUUGACUUCCUGUAAACCAGACGUAAACACUGCUUGUUAUGAUGUGCUCACAAUAGACCAAUGCAUGGACAGACCCAAGUGUAAAACAUCUUGAAGCUGGUCAAUAAAAACUUAAAGGAA
Hemicordylus capensis (graceful crag lizard) is the source of this 2550-nucleotide messenger RNA. RefSeq names its product cyclin A2 (gene CCNA2). Gene Ontology annotation, biological process: regulation of cyclin-dependent protein serine/threonine kinase activity; mitotic cell cycle phase transition. Gene Ontology annotation, molecular function: cyclin-dependent protein serine/threonine kinase regulator activity. The coding region runs from base 194 to 1435 and encodes 413 amino acids. The transcript has 8 exons. NCBI's taxonomy places the organism in Eukaryota, Metazoa, Chordata, Lepidosauria, Squamata, Cordylidae. Gene Ontology annotation, cellular component: cytoplasm; nucleus; cyclin A2-CDK2 complex. The record is from RefSeq and is a predicted model, not a curated record.